GUUUCAGCAGACAAGGAAUGCUUCCAUGUCGUCACUAAACUGUAAUAUUGUUUGUGUUCAAAAAUGUUUAUUAGUGUUUUCAUGUGAUUUCCCUUUGUUAUUUGGUCAUUUGGUCUGCUUCCAUCCCCACGAAAAAGGAAGACCCUCAUAGAUUGGAGUGCGUUAGUUCACAAGUUGAAAUGCUUGAGACUGCUAAUGAUGGAGUACCUGCUGUGGUUGAGCUGGAUUAUCUGCUUAUUUGUCUGCUCCGGAGAACAUUCUGUCUAUAUAAUAAGUGCUCUAACAACUUGGUGGUUGGUUUGUAAAAAAUGUGCAAAAGACUUAUUUGUACUUGUACACCCGGCUGACUUCUUACUUUUGUGUGAGAUACGUGUCACGAAUCUUGGGAGGGAGUCGUUUCUUCUAGCUUCAGUUUCUAAGCUCAAGAGUCUACAUGCGGAUUUGCUCACUGUUUGGGUCGUGCAUCCCAGAAUUGUUCCCAUAUAAGCCAUCAACGUGCCUGUCUUUCGAUCUUUUCAACGCGUUGACUCCAGCAAGUAAGGCGCUUAUCCGUAGCUGACUGUUGAAAUGAUCGAAAGACCACGUUGAAGUUCCGAUGGGAACAGUUUUGGAGAAUUCACCAUAUGUAAUGCAAUAUGUUCUUUAUAUUGUGUUUACACAUGUUGUAUGUUGUACAUAUGUUGAACAUAAUUCGUGUCUUCUCUGUUGUCCCUCUUGUAAAUAUCGAAUGAAAUAUUAUAAAA
This is a messenger RNA of Cylicocyclus nassatus, 743 nucleotides long. The record is from the annotation of a GenBank genome assembly. Lineage: Eukaryota; Metazoa; Nematoda; Chromadorea; Rhabditida; Strongylidae.